AUGCCUUCUGACAUUCGUUCUUUCUUUGGGCCAAAGGGUGGUAGUGCUCCGAAACCAGCUCCUAGAAAAGCUGAGGAGCUGGCCAAGAGCAAGCGUACAAAGGGAAGAAAAGUUGUUGAAGACAGCGAAGACGAUGACGAGGAGCCAGUAGAAGUAAAGAAACCAGCAGCUAAAGCCGCCCCCAAGAAAAAAGCCAAGGAUGACGAACCUAAAGGCGUCGCUAUAUCCGCCGACGAUUAUUUUGCUUCGAACAAGACCAGUAAAUCUACCAAAUCGGCAACACCUAAAAAGCCUGCAGCUAAAGCAGAAGCUCCGGUUCGAUCGAGUCCCCGAGGAAAGGCUGCGGCUGCGAAACCCUCAGCACCAGCGAAGAAUGGAAAAAUGGCUACACGAAAAACUACGACCUCUCACUCCAAUCAUGCAGCUGAUCGAGAUUCUGAUGCGUACAUGGAUGACGGAGAUGAAGAGGAUGGCGAUAUUUUUGCAGCGGAUGCUAAAGGUCGAAGCAAGCGCAAGAAUGACGACUACGAAGAGGAUGAGUCCGAGGAAGAGGUCCUCCCCAAACCCAAGCGAAUAGCUACACGAGGCCGUCCGGCUGCUGUCAAGAAAGAAGAUUCCGACGACGACGUAAAACCUGCUGCUGCCAGCAAGAAACGAAAGUCACCUCUCGAGGAUUCGGAAGAGUCAGAAGAAGAGGCUCCUCGCAAGAAGACUACCACUGCCAAAUCAAAAGCUCCAGCCAAACCCCGAGCUCCCCGAGCAAAGAAGGCCGACGAACCAGAAGAUGCCGAGAUCAAAGAUAUCCUUGAAAGUGUUGCAACUGUUCGGGCUCCCACGCCACCACCAAAGGAUCCCGAUGCCAAGUUCGAUUGGAAAAAGAAUGCGUUUGGAGGCGGCAACGCAGCUGCCCAGCCAGCUUCAGGCUCAGUCGAGCUCCCUGAGGGCGAGGAAGAGUGCCUCGCCGGUCUGAGCUUUGUCUUCACAGGUGUCUUGCAGAGUAUCAGCCGUGAUGAUGGACAGGCACUUGUCAAGAGAUAUGGUGGUAAAGUUGUUGGCCAACCGAGCAGCAAGACAAGCUUUGUGGUCCUUGGAGAAGACGCUGGCCCAAGCAAGCUAGCAAAAAUUAAGUCUCAUGGCAUCAAGACGAUUGAUGAAAACGGACUUUUCGACUUGAUUCGCAAGCUUCCUGCAUUUGGAGGAGGCGGCAAAGGGGCUCAGAAGGCCCAAGAGAAGAAAAAGGCCGACGAAGACAAAGUAAAGAAACAAGUUGCCGAAAUGGAAGCCGAAGAGAAAGCCCGCAAAGCUGAGGCUGCAAAGGCUGCAAAGAAGGCUGCAGCCGCUGGGGGGGCACCUGCAAAACCCGCGGCAGCUCCUCCUGUACAGCUACUAACCUCUAAGUAUGCACCAACGCAGCUCAGCCAUAUCUGUGGCAACAAGGCCCAGGUCGAAAAGAUCCAGCUAUGGCUCAGAAACUGGCCCAAAAACAAGAAAUAUAACUUUCAGCGACGAGGCGCGGAUGGGAUGGGUGGCGAGCGCGCUAUCAUCGUCUCUGGCCCUCCUGGAAUCGGAAAGACGACAGCUGCCCACCUGGCUGCCAACCUGGAAGGUUACGAUGUUUUGGAGAGCAAUGCCAGUGACUCUCGAAGCAAGAAGCUCGUUGAGAACGGUGUGAGUGAUGUGAUGAACAAUACUUCACUUCUCGGAUACUUUGCUGGAGAUGGCAAGAAUGUUGAUGCGACCAAGAAGAAGAUUGUCCUUAUCAUGGAUGAGGUUGAUGGUAUGUCUGCAGGUGAUCGUGGAGGUGUCGGCGCUUUGGCCAAGUUCUGCAAGAAGACUGAAAUUCCUCUUAUUCUCAUCUGUAACGAACGAAAACUCCCAAAGAUGAAACCUUUUGACCAUGUCGCAUUCGACAUUCGAUUCAAUCGUCCGACUGUUGACCAGGUCCGAUCCCGCAUCAUGACGAUUUGCCACAGAGAAGGCCUCAAACUCCCACCUGCUGUGGUGGAUGCGCUUAUUGAAGGGAGCAACAAAGAUAUCCGACAAAUUAUCAACAUGAUUUCCACAGCGAAGUUGGACCAGACAAGUAUGGACUAUGACCAAAGCAAGGCCAUGUCGAAGGCCUGGGAGAAGCAUGUCAUCCUCAAGCCAUGGGAUAUCUGUCAGAAGAUGCUAGCUGGUGGUCUUUUCACUCCUGCGAGCAAAUCGACACUCAACGACAAAAUUGAGCUUUACUUCAAUGACCACGAAUUUAGUUAUCUCAUGAUCCAGGAAAACUAUCUUCGAACAAAGCCUAUGGCUCUCAACGGGAAGGGGUGCACUCAACGUGAGCACAACCUCAAAGCUCUUGAGCUGUUCGAUAAUGCGGCAGAGAGCAUCAGUGAUGGAGAUCUGGUUGACCGCAUGAUUCAUGGACCUCAGCAGCAGUGGAGUCUUAUGCCCACACAUGCUGUCUUCAGUACGGUUCGCCCAGCCAGCUUCAUCGCGGGUCAACUUAUGGGAUCCAACUUUACAUCCUGGCUCGGCAAUAACAGCAAGUACGGAAGACUUGGCAGAUCUAUUCGAGAAGUUCACUCUCACAUGCGCCUUCGAUCUUCUGGCGACCAUAACGAGAUUCGCCAGCAGUACCUGCCUAUACUGUGGACACAGCUUGUCGAUCGACUUCAGAAUCAAGGUGUAGAUGGCGUGGGAGAAGUCAUCGAUCUUAUGGAUAGCUACUUCCUGACCCGAGAAGAUUUUGACGCCGUCCAGGAACUCGGCGUUGGAACAAUGAGUGAGGAACGAGUCAAGAUUGAGACGAAGACUAAGGCUGCCUUCACUAGGACAUACAACGCGAUGAGCCAUCCUAUCCCUUUUAUGAAGGCUAGCAAUGUCACCGCCCCGAAGGCUCAACCUAAGGAAGUCCCUGACCUCGAGGAGGCCGUUGAAGACGACGACGCUGCUGAAGUUGUUGAGGCACCUGAAGCAGAUGAAGACGACGACGAAAUAGACUUCAAGAAGGACAAGUACAUCAAGAAACCAAAAGCCAAGAAAGCUACAAAGAAGACAAGCAAGGCGGCUGCUGCUGACGACGACGACGAGGAAGACAAGCCCAAGCGAGGACGAGCCAAGGCCAAGGCCACUGGUACUAAAGCUAAGGCGAAGAAAUAA
Molecule: messenger RNA, 3147 nt
Organism: Fusarium coffeatum
Lineage: Eukaryota; Fungi; Ascomycota; Sordariomycetes; Hypocreales; Nectriaceae
Exons: 5
Coding region: 1-3147 (1048 amino acids)
Biological process (GO): DNA replication; DNA repair
Cellular component (GO): DNA replication factor C complex; nucleus
Molecular function (GO): ATP binding; DNA binding; ATP hydrolysis activity
Source: RefSeq, a predicted model, not a curated record